AAAGGCGAUAGAUUCUUGACAUCUUAUUUUGCUGCAUGUUGAGGAAUAUAUACUGUGCCCACUUUCAUGAACUCAACAUCUCCCUGGAAGCCACCCGCCCAUUCCCUCCAUUAAAUAUGCAGUGCCUGUUUUCUAGCUUACCAUAAUUCUCAUUUGGUUUGCAUUCCUCUUCCUCGCCCCACGUUAAUGGCGUCCAAGAGAAUUCUGAAGGAGCUCAAAGACUUGCAGAGAGACCCCCCAACGUCAUGCAGUGCAGGUCCUGUUGGAGAAGAUACGUUCCAUGGGCAAGCAACCAUCAUUGGUCCUAAUGACAGUCCCCAUGCUGGUGGUGUUUUCCUUGUUACCAUCCAUUUUCCUCCUAAUUACCCUUUCAAGCCUCCCAAGGUCUGCACCACAACAUUCUCUUGGGAAAAAAUAAUAGUUUAA
Molecule: messenger RNA, 426 nt
Organism: Neltuma alba
Lineage: Eukaryota; Viridiplantae; Streptophyta; Magnoliopsida; Fabales; Fabaceae
Product: ubiquitin-conjugating enzyme E2 5A-like
Exons: 2
Coding region: 187-426 (79 amino acids)
Source: RefSeq, a predicted model, not a curated record